AUGUCGACUCCUCCAUUCCCUAACGAAUACCAAUUGCGUCUCGUAGCAGAGUCAAACGCAAAGGCUUGUCUGGUAUGUUAUAAACCCACCACAUCGGUACUCUUAGCCGGAAACAGCGCAGACUUCUUCUACGUCUGUCCCGGCCAUCUUAAAGACGAAUCCUUCAGUAUUCCCAUACAUCCAGACUCGUACACAAAGCUUUUGAGCGAAAAAGCAGAGUUAGAGAAGAAAGUUGUUGAAGCAAACUCGAAAGCUGAUGCCAAUAAACCCUACUCGUGGAAUAAGAUCAUGACAUCCAUGGGAUGGAAACCUGAAAAGAAGCUGGAAGAAGACUCAAAGUCUGACGAUGCUAAAGUCAAAGAAAAGACCUACGAGGCGCUUUUGGAUGAAGCCAGUGACCUCAAAAAGCAGCUUGCUACGUUAAAUGACAAUAUAUCCACGUUUAAGUUCAAAAAUUAUAGGUUGAAUGCUGACAUAUACAAGAUGCGAAUCAACAGUCACAUCCAGGCCAAGAUGCGGGCAAAGCGGCAACUGGAGAUCCAGAGCGGGUCCAUUUUCCCCUCAGCACCCACCAACAGUCUCCAGUAA
Sungouiella intermedia is the source of this 588-nucleotide messenger RNA. Lineage: Eukaryota; Fungi; Ascomycota; Pichiomycetes; Serinales; Metschnikowiaceae. The record is from the annotation of a GenBank genome assembly.